Nothobranchius furzeri (turquoise killifish) is the source of this 3607-nucleotide messenger RNA. The record is from RefSeq and is a predicted model, not a curated record. NCBI's taxonomy places the organism in Eukaryota, Metazoa, Chordata, Actinopteri, Cyprinodontiformes, Nothobranchiidae.
CCCAGCAGAAAGGCCCCGCGGCUGGCUGGACCCAGCUCGACACAGCAGCAGAGCGUUUUCUUUAACUCGUGAGAGCAGCGCACCGCACAGAAGCCGGCUCCUUCGCACACGGGGAAAAACAGCAGCACUGGUUUUUCAAAUUUUGUGUCAGUUUAAGGAAGAAGGAAGAGCUCCUGAAGAACUGAGGCCUCCUUUGAACCAGAAGGACAUGGAGCCCCUCAACAUGAAGCAGGAAGAGGAGGAGCAGCUUGAUGAGAUUAAAACUGAUGCCACCAACAUUUCAUUCUCUGCAGUUUCUCAUCAGGUUAAGGAAGAAGGAAGAGAAGUUCUGUUGUCACAGUUUGAUCAGAACCAACCUAAAGACAGAGAUCUUCCAACCAGCAGCACCACUGACCAGAUGAAAGCAGAAAGUGGUAGAGAGGACUGUGGAGGAGCAGAAACUACCAGGAAUCCAGAUCUAAAACUUUAUGAAUAUGAUUCUAACUCUUCAGAGACUGAAGUCAGCAAUGAUGAAGAUGAUGACCAGGAUGGCAACAAUUCUGACUGUCAACUGAAACUCUUGUCAGAUUCUGAGCCAAACACCAAAGAUGAUAACAAAGACUGGAAGGAGAGCAGGUCUUCUAAAUCACAUGUUAAGGCUGUCAAAUCUUUCAGCUGCCCAGAGUGUGGUGAACAGUUUCUCCAUGAGCGGUCUCUCCAGAAACACAUGAGAGUGACAAGUCAUUCAGGACUGAAGUCUUCAAGCUGUUGUGUUGAUAAGAAACGUGUUAGAGUGAAGCAAAAUGUAGACUCUAGCAGGAAAGUUCAGACAAAACUAAAAUCAUUUAGUUGUGACGACUGUGGAAAAAGUUUCAGCUGCAUAUCAUCUUUAAACAUUCACAUGAGAAUUCACACAGGACAGAAGCCUUUUGCUUGUGAGCUCUGUGGACAAAGAUUUACCCUAAAGGGAAAUUUAGACACACACAUAAGAGUCCAUACAGGACAGAAGUCUUUUGCUUGUGAGCUCUGUGGACAAAGAUUUACCCAAAAGGGAAAUUUAGACAGACACAUGAGAGUCCAUACAGGACAGAAGGCUUUUGCUUGUGAGCUCUGUGGACAAAGAUUUAGUGAUAAGUCAAGUUUAAACUUUCACAUUAGAGUCCACACUGGACAGAAGCCUUUUGCUUGUGAGCUCUGUGAACAAAGAUUUAGUGAUAAGUCAAGUUUAUACAGACACAUGAGAGUUCACACAGGACAGAAGCCUUUUUCUUGUGAGCUCUGUGGACAAAGAUUUACCCAAAAGGGAAAUUUAGACUCACACAUGAGAGUCCAUACAGGACAGAAGCCUUUUGCUUGUGAUCUCUGUGGACAAAGGUUUAGUCGAAAGACAUAUUUAAACACUCACAUUAGAGUCCACACAGGACAGAAGCCUUUUUCUUGUGAGCUCUGUGGACAAAGAUUUGCUCAAAAGAGAAGUUUAAACUUUCACACGAGAGUCCACACAGGACAGAAUUAAUGAACGUAAAUAAAAUAUAUAUUUUGGGACUUCUGAGGGUGUUGAAUGAAAUGUGCUACUGAGCUGGAAGCUCUUUUAACUAAAAUGAAGAGAGGGUGCUCGCUGCAGAACCACAAAGGCGGAGCUGCACCAUAAGGUGGAGCUGCACCAGGGUCAGCCCCGCCCAUUCACGCAAACUCAACCUAGCCCACUGACUUCCGUUUUUGUUUUUCAACUUUAUCGCAAACUAACCUGACCCACAUGAAUUACGGCUGUUACUGCUUUACAAAUGUUAAUGCUAUAAGAUAAGAUAAGAUAAGAUGACCUUUAUUAGUCCCACAAGUGGGAAAUUUGUUUAGUUUACAGCCAAGCAAAGUAAAAGUAAAAGUUAUGCUGCAGAGGGAGAAAAACAUUAAAAUACAAUAAGACCGACCGCAAUGAGACAAAAAGAGAAAGAACAGCGAAGCUGUUUACAAGAAGGGACAUAGCAGACUGCACUUCUUGAGGACGCUUAGGUCCUUCAAUGUCUGUAGCAAGAUGCUGCAGAUCUUCUACAAGUCUGUUGUUGAGAGUGUAAUCUCUUCAGCCAUCGUCUGUUGGGGUAGCAGCAUCAGAAGCAGGGACCUGAAAAGGCUCAACAGCCUAAUGAAAAAGGCUGGUUCUGUUCUGGGGACGACUGUGGAACCGCUGGAGGAGAUGAUGCAAAGAAGGAUUCUCCAGAGAAUCAAGAACAUGAUGGACAACCCUGAGCAUUCUCUUCACAAGACUGUCCGACAACGGAAGAGUUUCUUCAGUCAGAGGCUUCUUCAGUUUGGCUGCAACACUGACCGCUACUGAAUGGGUUAAAAAAUAAUAAAUAAUAACCAUACUAGAUACAGCUAGAAAUACAGAGUACACUUCAUCCGACAGAUUUGUUGUACAUGAUAAAGCCUGAAUAUAUCUCGAAAUGAAAAGGUUUCUUUUAGCGAUUAUCUGCCCACAGCUGCUCUAACAAAACUGUCGUACAACAGCAAGUGGAUUAUCAAAUGUGCUGUGGUAGUCCAGUGGCAAGAUUGUCUCAGUUAAAUUUUGCUUUGCCCUCAGCUGUUGCUGGUUCGAUUCUCCGUGGGGUCGGCAUCUAUCUAUUUAGCCAGAUGAAACAUUUAAUUUGUUUUUAUUUUAGUUGUAAUGUUUAUUUUCAGCAAAAUAUUUAUGUCUCUACAAGUUCUUUGAAUUUGGUCAUUCCUAAACAGCAUUUUAGUUGAAACUCUGCUCACAAAUGGACUCACACUGGCUAAAUAAACGAAUAAAUAAAUAAAUAAACACAUUAGUCAUUAUAUUGUUAACGGUAUACCAGUAAAUUGUUGUAAACAUAGUACUGGCAAGUGUGGCUAGAAAUGAAGAAAAGGGGUUGUAAACUACCUAAUAUUUCUGCUACUGGGAGGCGAACCUGCGCAAAACUACAUGUCAAUCUACAUCCAUAGCCACUACCCCACCACAUCUGAUAAAAAGUAAGUGGCGUUACUGGUAAUUCCUAUCCAGUGUGUCUUUGCAGAUAGGAUGUAUGGUUUAUUGGCGGUGUCUCAGUAGAAGUUAUUUCAGAAAUAAUUUGUCAGAAAAUUCACAGAAUAUCCAGAUUUGAGAACCAAGACCAGACCCACUUCAGGGGAGGAGACCAAAUUGAAGCUGAGAUGGGAGGAAAAUGCAUGAAUGAGGCCAAAAAUGGCUUUGGCGUGUUUCUUAUGAGGAAAUGACAAUAUAACAUGAUAAAAAGUUCCAAAAGUUAGAUUUUUAAUUAUAUGGAACCUUUACAAAAACUGUUCAAUUAACUUCUCAACUCUGUCCUCAAUCUUGCAUUGUAGAUGAUAUUAGCUAUAACACCCUCUUUGGUUCCAGAAUGCUAUAAAGUCUGACAACUGGAAGGAACUGGACUGACUCUGAUGAAAUGGGCGGGGCUGAUUCUGGAAUGGGCGGGGCUGACUCUGGUGCAGCUCCACCUUAUGGUGCAGCUCCGCCUUUGUGGUUCUGCGGCGAGCACCACUUGAAAAUGAAAGGCAGCAGUUUUAUUAAAUGUUUUGUUUUUGGAGAAGAAAAGGUUGAAAAUGAAAUGUUUGCCACUAAAGUGUUUUAUUAAAUCUCUUUGUUCACUAUUCA